UUUGUGCGUGUUUGUAGACUCGCGAAUUACCAGAGAUUUCGAUUUUCUGAAAGCAAUUGAGACGUGAAUUUGGCGUGAUCACCUGUUAAAUACCACGUUGGAAGUGUUCUUUUAACAAAUUAAGAUUAUUACUGUGACUUGAAGAAUUAGAAACAUGUCUCUCUUUGGGUCUUUGAUGGGGGAUGUUGAAGAUGAUCCGUUUUUCGGCUCGCACAUGCAUCACAUGCGUCAAAUGAACAACAUGAUGAACUCUCUCUUCUCGGACCCGUUCGGCAUGCUGGGCGGCCCGCUGUCCCUCAUGCCGCGGUCCAACAUGGCCAUGGGCAUGGGCGGCAUGAGCAUGAUGCCGUUCAUGCCGCAAAUGCCUCAGAUGAACAGAUUGUUCUCUGCAGACCUAGACGGCCCGAUGUCUGCCGGCAGCUCCUUCAGCAGCAGCACAGUCGUCAUGUCUUCUGGUGGACCCAACGGGAAACCUCAGGUAUACAGCUCGACCAGCAGCACAAAGAUCGGCCCCAACGGCGUCAAGGAGACCCGCAAGACCCUGCAGGACUCGCGCACCGGGACCAAGAAAAUGUCCAUCGGCCACCACAUCGGCGAGCGAGCUCACGUGGUGGAAAAAGAGCAGAACGUGUAUUCAGGCGACCAGGAGGAGAGACAGGAAUUUAUUAAUUUGGAUGAGGACGAGGCUGAGGAUUUCGACAGAGAGUUCCAGCAGAAAGCCGGCGCCUACGCGCGCCCCGGCCGCGCCGCCCUCGCCGCCCCCCCCUCCCGCGCGCCGCGCCUGGCUGUAGAGGCCGCGCCCGAGCACGCCGCGCACGAGCACGCCGGCGCCGGCGCCGCGCCGAUACCCAAUUCGAAUAGCGAACGAGAAAGACGCGCCAUUCGGCCCACGCCGCGCCGCCCGCUGAGAACUGCUGCCAGCCCGCUCGCACAGGGCGCCAACAGUUCGUCCGUGCGCUCCGUGUACGGCGGCUCGCACCCGCAACGCCACCGGCACGACCGCCCCCGCAACAAGCGCCACUCCCCCGCCGAGCACUAGCUGCCACCGCUAGAAAACACAGGAACUGACAGGCGGUAACAUCUGGUAUUAUGCUAACGUCACUUUGAAUAACGUAUAUGGCGCGGGUUUAUGGGGAAAAGUUCAUGUGCCGUUUCCAAUCAAAAAGUCCCACUUUGUCGCUUGCCAAGACGACGCUUUGACAGGUUAUUCGUAUAAAGAUCAAAUAUAUAAAGGCAUGAAAAUCUCGUCUUUAUGGUAAGCGACAUAGUGAGACCUUUGACUAGACUUCGACACAUAAAAACUUCUAAUCUUCCUUUAGUGAGGCAUACGCAUAGCAACAGUUAAAAUAUGCCGGAACCAACAAGCAACCGCAAAAUCAUUCUUAUGAGAAUAAUGUAUAUGGCGCAGUAUUUUCGGAAAAGUUUUGGUUAGGUCUUAUACGUUACUUGAUAAUAAUAGCUCCCAGACCCACAGCGAUAUAAUGCCGGGAUCAACAGGCGGUAACAUCAAUAUUACGCUAACGUCACUUUGAAUAACGUAUAUGGCGCUGUAUAUUGGGGAAAGAUUAGAUACGUCUGAAGACCGAUAUAUUACGAGAUACUAAUGAGUAAUGAUGUAUCAGGUGAAGACGAUCUGUCUGGCUAUUAUCUCCCUCUUUAAUUAGCAAUCUAACAAAACCACCAAUAAAUGUAUGAAUUGCGCGCCAAUAUAAUUGUUAUCAUAAAAAAAUGUAUUUACGUCAAUGACAUCCAUAGUGGUCAAUUUUGUGUUCUUUGGCGUAAAAAUAAUAAUAAGCCAAAAUAUAAGAGACCAUGUAAAAAUUGGAUAUAGUUAUAAUCUGUGUUCAAUUCAAAAUAAGACAAUUCCCAAUUAAUAAUAUUUCCUUAGAAUUAAAUAGUUGCUUGUCUAGAAUUUCAA
Messenger RNA from Cydia splendana, 1918 nucleotides. It is a transcript of the gene Mlf, whose product is annotated as myeloid leukemia factor. The record is from RefSeq and is a predicted model, not a curated record. NCBI's taxonomy places the organism in Eukaryota, Metazoa, Arthropoda, Insecta, Lepidoptera, Tortricidae. Gene Ontology annotation, cellular component: cytoplasm; nucleus. The coding region runs from base 155 to 1039 and encodes 294 amino acids. The transcript is spliced from 8 exons. Gene Ontology annotation, biological process: regulation of DNA-templated transcription.